CGCCGCCAUGACGGCGCGCGCGCUCUUUACCCUGUGCAUCGCGAUAUUCGCCGCUGCGAGCCUCGGAAAUGCCGAGAAGAGCAAGUUCUAGCACGGCGUACCAGCCCGGUUGGGGUGGCGUGCAACUUUGCUAAAAUACCGUAACAUCCUAAAUGCGGUACGGAGUGCACUCAGGGCCGUCACUACGCCGGAAGCGACGUCAGCAAGCGGCCGGUAAUCGCCCCUCCGUUACGAGACAAAUUACGAUUAUAUGGACUCGUUGUGCAAGGACCACUUCUUGCAGCGGCAGUACCGCAAGCUGGACGGCGGCGUGCUGUGGUCGCGCAAUGAACGCAACCUCGACUGCACCGUCACCUUCCAGACGCACAGCAUCCUGCAGCGCUUCAUGCUGCACUUUGACAUGCUGCAGCUUGACUGCAAUGACCACCUAUACGUCUACGACGGCGCGCACGCCACCGCCCCACCUAAGGCGGACCUGUCAUGUCGUAAUACCAAGCAGCAGGUGGGGGCGCUGUUCACCCGCAGCAACUUCGUCACCCUCAAGUACGUCACUGACAACUGGGGUACAGACGCCAAUGGUUUCAAGCUAGUCAUCACCGCUGUUAAAGACCCCAUUCCAGAACACGGGUGCAAGGAGUUCCGGUGCAAGCAGCGCGAGUUCUGCGUGAGCGCUGACCUCGCAUGCGACGGCGUCGACCACUGCGCCGACGGCUCCGACGAGGACACCGCGGCCCUCUGCCCCGAGAGUGGGGGCGCUGGCGGCGGUGGGCUGUGGCUGUUGGGUGCGGCGGGUGGCGGGGCGCUGGCGCUGGCCGCCGCCGCGCUGGCGCUCUGCUGCUAUUGCCGCCGGAGAACACCAUCGCGCCGCACACAUCUACAUUUGGCACAGAUGGCGAGCAGCAACGGCGCCGGGUCGGCUGGCAAGCCGGCGGGCGGCGAAUCUCCGCCGGCCUGCCCUGGCGACACGCGGCUGCCGGGAAACUGGGCGCUCCCUGCGGGCCCGCGCGGGUACAACGCGGCGCGUCCGGGCCGCCUGCGGGCGAGCGCACAGCGCUGAGCGCCGCCCCGCACAAGGACGAGUGGUUCGUCUGAGGCGGCCCGGUCGGGCCCGCAGGGCGGGGGCGCCGUACCGGCCCCCACUACUCCUCCCCCGUGUCGCACGCGCAUAGUCGCGCGACGCGGUCACGUGUUCUAUUCAUAAUGCGACAGAUUUUCGUUUGCAGUCGCGUCUUCGGGCGCGGCUGAGAAGCGUCACUUACGACGCAACAUAUUUCAGUUUCUGAUCGGAGAAGUGCGAACCGGUUCACGUGUUACGAUGGUUUUGGUUUAGAGUAGGAUGACAAAUGUGUUCAAACGCACAUCGCGCGUUCGCGACGCGAUGUUGUGUUCUUUAAGCGUUCGAGUUGUAUGAAUAUUUGGAAAGGCCCCUGGUCGACUGGCGAUAAUGUUGCAUACAUAUUUUGUACUAAAUGGCAUUAAUACUAGUUUAUAGAUAAUACUGAAAUGCAAUAAUAUUAUAAACAGAUUACAUAAUUCUCCUGCUGCGAGGUUCAAGCCUUCGAAAGAGAAAUAUUUUAGGCGUUAUUGUACUCGACGGUCCUUUUUGUGGACAUUCAUACUUAUGCAAUGUUAUUGACGAAGUAGGGGCCAAUCUUUUAGACGUGACACGUUGCCGUAUUUAGUUUGUAUGUUGACGAUUUAAGAGUUUAUAGUUAAUAUCGCGUGAUGUGACGCGAUGCAUUUCACCACCAUAACAGUUCAAUUCUGACUGACAACAAUACAACUUAAAACAUAACAAAAUAAUCUUGAAAGCGCAAUAAUAUUUUAUUUUCUAAGUUAAAUUAAAGUGUGAAAUAAAAACAUUGCGCAUUUGCAGGUGGAAACGCGUCGCGUCAUUUCACUCUGACGCACCCGCGCCGGCUGCAGCGACCCGCGAGACGAACCCCUCGCCAUAUCACUUUUAGAUAGUUAUUAUAGAUUAUAUCGAGCCUGUAUAGUGACGUAGAGAUACAUAUCAAAUGAUGAUGAUAAUAAUAAUGUUUAAUUUUGCGAGUGCUUCGCAUUGAACAUAUCAGGAGCCCGGCGCGAUGGGCGUUGCGCCGUUGGAAAUUACAGGAUAAAAGUGCAAUGCUGCGGUGUGCCGCGUAUCUUGUCGGGCUCAAGUUUGUGUAAUUGAGGGGUUGGUUCUGAACACUUCUGAAGAGGGUGUCGGGCAUCAGCUUGCUGCGGCCGGUGCGGGCUUUGUGGUCUCACGAGUGGGUCACGAUGCGCUCCGUCGCGCGACAUGCAGCGACACGCGGGCGCGAGAGACUGUACUUACACCGACACGACACGACAGUACGACCGGUGUGAGGGCGGCCGUUUACUUCCGGCCGCCCUCACACCGUACCGAGUGAUCUAUCCGAACGUAUCUUGUAUGUAUAUGUAAUACUUAAUUUUAGCGAGGAUUUUUUUUAGGUGAUUUUUACUCGUUUAGCGAGAGACGCGCCGCGCCGCACCGCGCCGCGUCUCGUGGGUGUCCAGUUUUUGGUGUUACGAUAACCGCAAUGUAAAUUUAUCGAUAUGACAUUAAACAUUUUUGGCUUAUUGUUCGUA
This is a messenger RNA of Papilio xuthus (Asian swallowtail), 2595 nucleotides long. It is a transcript of the gene loaf, whose product is annotated as low-density lipoprotein receptor domain containing lost and found. The record is from RefSeq and is a predicted model, not a curated record. The coding region runs from base 251 to 1057 and encodes 268 amino acids. Lineage: Eukaryota; Metazoa; Arthropoda; Insecta; Lepidoptera; Papilionidae. The transcript is spliced from 7 exons. Gene Ontology annotation, molecular function: protein binding.